GCGUUGCGUUUUUCGUUUAAUAAAAAGGUUAUGUUAUAUUCUUAUUUCUUAUAUUUGUGUUUUUUGGAAUUGUAAAAAAAUGUAAACACGUUAUCUAUUGUAAGAUGUAUUUAGUUAUAAACAUAAAUGAAAAUUCAACCAAUUUUGUGACUUAUUUUUGAACGUAAUAGAAUAAACCGAUCAUGGCCAAACGCAAGGCUGCAAGUGAUAGCGAAAAUGAACAGAAGCCAGCAAAAAGAUCCAAAAGUUCCAUAAGGGAAGACCUAAACAUGGUCGUUAAAUCACCUACAAUAAAAAAAGAAAUUCAGUUAGAAGAUGAGACCACAAUUCGGCCUGAAGCUACACCAAAAGCGAAAAAGAAUAGAAAAAAUCAGGGAGAAGAGAAACAAUCCAUGAUUGAUUCAAUACUGAAUGAAACAAAACGUUUGGUAUUAUCUACUAAGAAACCAAAAAAAUCUAAAAAGUCUCAAAAACAAGAUGAUACUCAGGAAUUAAAUGAGUCCCUUACAAUCGAAAAUAUUAAAACAGAAGCCUUGGAUUCAUUUGAAAAUUCAAAUAUGUACAAUGUGCAAGAUGAAAAUGAAGAAUUUGAUGGUCACCCCAGCAAUGAAGAACCUUUAAAUAAUGUGACAAAUGGUGAAAAGGUGCCAAAUUCUCCUAGAAUUAACACAAGUUACCAAGAUGAGGAUGAUAGUAUGAUGGAAAAAAUUGAAAAGAAAGUCAAUAUUCUUCAAAAUAUUCAAGUAUCUCCAUCAAAAACAAAAUCACCACAAGAACUCCUAAAGGACUUAUAUCCCAAUUUAAAAUUGAGUCCUAUCAAAACGAAACUUAAGUUAAAGAGUAAUAGUGAUGUUUACAUGUUAAGAGUCCCUAAAAGUGUAGAUGCUGAUGCUCUUUUGAAUAUGAACAUUAACUUUGAAGAAAAAAGCAAAGUAACAAUAGGGGGUGACAAGUUUGUAAUAAGAACUUUGUCAAAAAUACCUGAUCCCACAUUUGCCUUAAGUACAAAAACCCACAUGAUCGACUUUAAAGCAAAUUUAGUAAUGGAGAAGUACAUAAAACCCAACAAAGGUCCAAAUGUACCAACUAUAGAAAAAACUGCAGUACAACUACCAAACACAUUGAAAAAUCGCCAUCCCCUAUUUGGUUCUAAUUUUGAAGAGAAGAUACAGCUUGAUGAAGCUGUGGAAAAGAAGCUGACUGAUGCUAUUAAUAAUCUUUUGAAGUCCAAGAAGAAUAAAAAAGCAAAAGAGGACAGAAAGUCACUUAUCAAUAGUACCAUGCUACCAAAUGUCACAUCCACUCAAUUUUGUCCAAAUGUUAGUUACAUUUCUCCAAAGAAAAAAAUAAAAAAAGAAAAACAGCAACUCGAAACAAACAACAGUGACAUAUUCAAUAAUAUAUCAAUAGCUGAUGUUAAUCCUGAUGACUUUAUACCUCCAAUAAGGAAAACAAAAAUCAAGAAAGAAAAACCAGAUCCUGUUUUUGAUAUUUCUAAUGACCUAGAAGAAAAUUCCGAUAGUCCUAAAAAGGCGAAGAAGAGGAAAAUUAAAGAGGAACCUGUAGAUUUUAGUCCGCCGAAGAAAAAGAAGAAGAAAAAGGUAAAAGAAGAAUAUGAAUAAUUUUUGUUUGUAUAUUAAAAAUGUUUUUAUACAAGAACUGCAUAAAUGUUAAUUAAAAUUUUU
Molecule: messenger RNA, 1685 nt
Organism: Diabrotica balteata
Lineage: Eukaryota; Metazoa; Arthropoda; Insecta; Coleoptera; Chrysomelidae
Source: the annotation of a GenBank genome assembly